Messenger RNA from Scomber japonicus (chub mackerel), 3564 nucleotides. It is a transcript of the gene apbb2b, whose product is annotated as amyloid beta (A4) precursor protein-binding, family B, member 2b. Gene Ontology annotation, cellular component: nucleus; cytoplasm. NCBI's taxonomy places the organism in Eukaryota, Metazoa, Chordata, Actinopteri, Scombriformes, Scombridae. Gene Ontology annotation, biological process: regulation of DNA-templated transcription. The record is from RefSeq and is a predicted model, not a curated record. Bases 160 to 2940 code for a protein of 926 amino acids. The transcript is spliced from 17 exons. Gene Ontology annotation, molecular function: transcription factor binding; amyloid-beta binding.
GGAUGCUGCUGCUGCCUCAGUAAAGUCCUUGUGAUUGGAUGAAGAGAGAACCACUGACUACCAGUAUGGACGCGCGCCAUCCUGGAGUUUCCCAUAAUCCUUAGGUCUCUAAGUUGCAGCUGAGUGUACUGAACCCUGAACCGUGACCAACGCUGGUCUAUGACUGACCUCCUGUCAGUUGAUCUGUCUUGUGCCAUGAUGAUGUCAGUAGAUGUGACCAAUCGUAAUGGCCCCACUGCCACGCCUCCAACUUCACUCAGCCUGCGCUCCUCCCACAACCAGCUGCUCAGCAGUGAUGUCAUCAAACAGGGCUCUGCCACACCUCCCAAGUGUCGCAAAAAGUAUGCUCUUACCAGCAUCCAGGCCGCCAUGGGCCUUGGAGAAGCGGUGCCAUCGUCAUCCUCGCCAUCAUCAUCGCCAUCGCAGUCAUCAACCCCCAACAAUCCCAAACUAGCAAAGAACGGAGUCAAUCAGCUCCGUAAAGCUGGUCAGGAUCAUAACAAAAACACAACUGAUUUGACUGACCUUGAGUGUAAUUCAGAAAGUAUAACAGAUGAGCUCAGUGUCAGCACAACUGAGGAACCUGAUGGUCACACUCUCUCCAGUAAUGAACAAGAGAAUGAUGUCAUAAAUCUAGAUUUUGAACUGAACCCAGACUGUAGCACAGACGCAGAGCCCGAGCAGAACACAGAAUCAGAUAUAGACUGUAACGUCAACACGACUGUAGAGCUCAAACUGAAUGGCAACACAUCAGGCACAGGAUUUGACUUGAACAUUGAGACAGAGGAGAGUGAUGAUAUCAGCAUUCUGUCUGAGAAGGAAAUUGUGUCAAAGAUGAAGACUGAGGAAGAUGGAGAUGAGGUGGUGGUGGAGGAGGAGCAGGAGCAGGAGGACGAGGAGAAGAAACCUUUACUGAUAGAGAGUGAGUCUGUGAAGAGCCUCAAAGUUUCUUCAGACCUGGAACUCAUCUCUGACCUCCAGUCGAACCUCAAGCUCCUCAAAAUGAGCAAGGACUCUCCGGUGCCUCCCCCUCCCUCCCCACCCAGGCAGGCCAGCCCAGAGGAUACACCACUGCUCUCCGUGGCCUCCUGCUCCUCCUCUUCCUCCUCCUCUCCUGAAACAAAGAAGGACAGAAGGACUGGCGCAAAGACAGACUGCGCUUUGAACCGUAUCCAGAAUCUGAACCCCAGUGAUGAAGAACUGAGCUGGACCACACUGUCCCAGGAGAGCAACUCCCCUGAGGAAACAGAUAUCUGGAGUGAGCAGUCAUUCCAGACAGACCCUGACCUGCCUCCAGGAUGGAAGAAGAUCACAGAUAUGGCUGGUAUCUACUACUGGCACAUUCCUACAGGCACCACCCAGUGGGAGAGGCCUGCCACCCGCCCUGCACCCCCUGGGCAGACAGACUCCCAGGCCCUGAGUGACCACACAGCCUCAACACCACGUAAACACUCCCUGGGCUCACUCAGCCCCUCACCCACUCCUGACCAUGAGUCGUGCCAGGCAGAGGUUUUCUUCAGGGCGUCUACUCGCUCGGGCAGCACCACCUCCGACAGCUCGGUGGAGCCCCUCUCCACACACGAGCCCAUCCUCCCCACAUGUGGAUUUGUUAACAGCUGUUACUUUCCUCGUUCCACAUCUCUACAGGGAAUGCCUGAUCAAGAGUGUCGCCCUCAGCAUCAUGAAGAUGAAGACAAGAAACAGAUGUGGAGUGAUUUUGGCGGAAAGAUUGAUAGUGAAGUGUGGAAGGACCUGCAGGCAGCCACAGUGAACCCUGACCCCAGUCUGAAGGAGUUUGAGGGUGCUACACUUCGCUAUGCAUCACUCAAACUAAGGAACCGUCCAACAGUGGAAGAAGAAGAGUCCAGCAGUAUCAACAGUGAUCCAGAAGCAAAGUGUUUUGCUGUAAGAUCUCUGGGAUGGGUAGAGAUGGCUGAGGAGGACUUGGCUCCGGGGAAGAGCAGCGUUGCGGUUAACAACUGCAUCCGACAGCUGUCCUACUGCAAGAAUGACAUCCGGGACACCGUCGGCAUCUGGGGAGAGGGGAAGGACAUGUACCUGGUGCUGGAGAAUAAUAUGUUAAACCUGGUUGACCCCAUGGACCGCAGUGUGCUUCACUCUCAGCCAAUCGCAAGUAUCCGAGUCUGGGGCGUUGGCCGAGACAAUGGCAGGGACUUUGCAUAUGUGGCACGAGAUAAAAACACAAGGAUCCUGAAAUGUCAUGUGUUCCGCUGUGACACGCCAGCCAAAGCCAUCGCCACCAGCCUGCAUGAGAUCUGCUCCCGGAUAAUGACAGAGCGAAAGAAUGCCAAAGCAAUGGCAGGAGGCUCUCUCCAGGACAGAAUGCAGGCAGGACUAGAUCUCCCUUUGCAAGCAGAGUUUCCCACACCAAAGACAGAACUGGUUCAGAAGUUUCAGGUGCUCUAUCUUGGGAUGUUACCUGUGGCCAGACCAAUAGCCCUCUCCUCUCCAGGCAUGGACAUACUGAAUGGAGCCAUAGACAGUCUGAUUGGUUCUUCCAACAGAGAAGACUGGACUCCAGUAGCCCUCAACGUGGCUGAUGCUACAGUCACCAUCAGCAAGGAGAAGGAUGAAGGGGAGGUGCUGGUGGAGUGUCGAGUUCGUUUCCUGUCGUUCAUGGGCGUUGGGCAUGACGUGCACACAUUUGCCUUCAUCAUGGACGCUGGUGGCCAUCGCUUUGACUGUCACGUCUUCUGGUGUGAUCCCAAUGCUGGGAAUGUGUCAGAGGCUGUACAGGCAGCUUGUAUGCUGCGGUACCAGAAGUGUUUGGUGGCUCGACCUCCCUCCCAGAAGGCCUGUGGCUCGUCGCCCCCUGGUGACUCUGUGUCCCGUCGGGUUUCAACCAGCGUAAAGAAGGGCGUCCUGUCCCUCAUUGACACCCUCAAACAGAAGAGACCCGUCACAGAGUUGCCGCAGUAACCACGGUUAAGCACUACCAACUUGACUCCCUGCCAUAACCCCCAGUCACCAUGGUAACUAGUCGCAUCGCUGCCAAAAUGUGUCGCUACCACAGACCCCUGUAACCAUGGAAACACACUAAAGCCCCAGGGUUUGGGAAAUCCUGUCAUGAUAUUUUGCCUUCUGGAGCAAAUUGGAAUUUCACCUCAAGAGUUUAUGUGCUCUUAAGCAGCAAUUCAAGUCUGUUUCCUCAAAAUAACUGAGCUGGAUAACAACUAAUCCCAUACCGUGAAGGAACAACCACCAGAAACACCUCAAUGGUGGUAAUGUACAUAGAAGUAAUUCACACACCCCUCCCCCUUCAGCAAAGAAGAAGCAAGGAAAGAGACCAACAGCCGAAGAACAAAUAAGUAGGAAGUGCUCCUUCAAGCACAGCACGUGUGAUGAGUGAGCUCAUUACCUCCCAAACUGCUGAUCUCUCCAUGCUCUUGUUGUAUUUUUGUCUGUGCCUGUGCUGCCAGCAUGACCUUGCACACCUGGCCAAACCCCCUCGUCAUUCACCUGGUUGUCCUGUUUGUCUGUAGUGACUUAAUCCCCCUCUGUCCCUCUUAUCCACGGUAGACUGUUGCAUCAAGUGAAAGGAAG